GUCUGCAGUAGCCAUGUCCAUGUCAGCUGUGUUAUUCACGUGUAGGAAUAUAUUACACAAAGUGCCCAGGACACGUGGCUCAGGGCUAUCAACACCACUCUGGCCAUCAGGAUGUCACCACCUUUUCACUCCAGCUGCUUUGGGACUCGAUAAUUUUACAGAAGUCAGGGAGAGGACGGCAUUUCAGUUCACGAAUAUGUCGGAUAAGUUUAAGAUGCGGAUGGAGGAAAUAAUUGCCUCUAAGGGAAAGACAAUGAUAUUUACUGAGGACCUGAAGAAUGUGGUGCACCUAGCAGAGGCCAAGGAUGAGGACCUCUCAUUAGUGAUGGAGAUGACCAAAAAGUUCAACCAGCAGCAUCAGGGCCUUCGUUUUGGGGCGUUUGUGUUUGGUCCAGUCGUUAUGAGGAUGUACCAUCAUUUAAAUCAGCCUGAUGCUGCAUUACAGGCAUUACAGACUAAGGAGCUGGAUGGGUUCUUUGACCAGAUGGUGUCCUUCCAACUAGCCAUGGACCUGUUGUACAAGAAUGAGAGGUACCAGGACGUGUUGGACGUGUUUGAUCUACUGCAAGACAAACGUAUUUGAGGUGUAAGGUAUCCCAAGAACUCCUUCACUAUUGCUGUAGCGGCGUGUUUCAAAAUGAACACUCAAGAAAGCUUAACACAAGUAAUGAAGUUGCUAGAGAGUGCAGAGGAAUGGUCUCGU
This is a messenger RNA of Homarus americanus (American lobster), 703 nucleotides long. RefSeq names its product pentatricopeptide repeat-containing protein 2, mitochondrial-like. Bases 14 to 583 code for a protein of 189 amino acids. The transcript has 5 exons. The record is from RefSeq and is a predicted model, not a curated record. Gene Ontology annotation, cellular component: mitochondrion. NCBI's taxonomy places the organism in Eukaryota, Metazoa, Arthropoda, Malacostraca, Decapoda, Nephropidae. Gene Ontology annotation, biological process: mitochondrion organization; regulation of mRNA processing; multicellular organism development. Gene Ontology annotation, molecular function: RNA binding.